Molecule: messenger RNA, 1427 nt
Organism: Frankliniella occidentalis (western flower thrips)
Lineage: Eukaryota; Metazoa; Arthropoda; Insecta; Thysanoptera; Thripidae
Molecular function (GO): protein binding
Source: RefSeq, a predicted model, not a curated record
GCGACAGUCGACGUCGACAGUCAGAGUCAGUGCGUGUCAGUCAGUAGCGAUGGAGCAGCUUCCUGACGAGGUGGUGCUUUUGGUGUUGCGGUACGUGGGCAUGGACGACCUCUUCACGUGCCGCCUCGUGUGCAAGCGGCUCGGCGACCUGGCCCUGCACCCCGGAGUGUGGCGCCACCGAAGUUCCUACAACGUUAGUGGCCACCAGAACCAGAAGAUGUGUCGGAUCCUGCGCGUGGCGCCACGCCUGGCUGAGUUGUCAUUUGACCUCUGGUCGACACAGGACGACCACCUCGCGGUCUACACCACGACAAGGUGCGCGGUGCGUCAGCUCAUCUUGCAGGUGGGCGGCGCCGGCAGCGUUCCCGCCGCACUCAUCGUGCGCAACCAGGAGGCGCUCGGCCAGCUGAAGGUCGUCGAGGUCACGUUUCUCUACACUACAACAUGGGCCGACGCCGUCGUGCUCCUCGGGACGUUGGCGUCGACGUCCGUUUUGAACAAACUCCUGGUCCGCUACCGCGGACACUCCUCGGGCGCCCUGCACCUGCACACUCCCGUGGCCCGGCCGUCCCUCAAGUACUUCAAGUGCCUUCUCAGCUCAAAGUCGCAGCCCUUCGUCGACCUGGUGCUGGCGGGGCACGCGGCUACUCUGGAGGAGGUCCACCUCGGAGAUGAUGAUGAUCACAUCACGACCUCGACGGGGUUGUUGCCCGCCUCUAUGCCCAAGCUCCGCGCGCUCACCUGCUCGCUGCUCCCCGGCAUGGAGACCCUGGGUCCGUCGCUGACGAAGGUGACCCUGCACGUGACGCCUGACAUGCGACCAGGACUCCUCGGGGCCACGGAGAUGCUGCGGCGCGCCUCCAAGCUCCGCAUGCUCACCCUGAAGUACCACCCCGCGGCCCGCAGCUCAGCUUACGUCGGGGUCGAUCUGGUCGAGGCCCUGGGGUGUUCGGGACCGUCCGUCGUGGAGGUGCUGAAAAUCGACAACGAUUGGGAGAACGAGCACGAGGGCGAAGAGAACGACGAUGGGGUCGAGUUCCUCCCUCAGCUGCAGCCGCUGGUCAGGACGCUGCCCUUUCUGCCGUGCCUGCGAUACCUCGAAUUAGAGGUGGCUGCCAGCUCGCUGCGCCCACGACUGGCGCCACAAGGACUCGGUCCAGACCCUGCUGUCGGUCAAUCCUGUGCUCAAGUUUAGCGUGUUCACAACACCGUACUGCCUCAAGGGCCAGCGCGAGUCCUGUGGGUCUUGCGCGCAAGGCUGCCACAAUACAUUGUGGGAAUGGGAUUGGGAAGUAGAGUAUGACGAGGAUAAUGACGUUACCAGAUCAGACUAUCAGGAGUGGAUCCAUAUUCGAUAAACUACGGGACUCAUGGUUGUUGCCCCUCUCGCCCCUCCUCCCCAGUUUUACCUACUAUUUUGUAGCCAA